UUUCAUCUUUUCCCUUUCCCCUUUUCUUCCGAAGAUCGUAAAAAUCCAAGCUUUCCGUUCAUCUUUACGGCGAUCGAUCCCUUCUUCGACCCACUUCGAGAUCUUCUACUUCCCCAACUUGAAAACCCCUUGACAGAUCUGUCUAUCCAUGACUACAUUUCUCCAUCAAAGACAGCAACAGCAAAAGCCUCUUGUCGACGCCUUCCCCCUUUCCCCUCGCUCUUCCUCCUUCAACUAUGUCUUCCAUCAUCGCACGUCCUCCCUCUUCGGCCGCUCGGGCCUCCUUUUCCUCCUCCUUCUCCUCUCCCUUAUUCUCCUCCUCUGCGUUUUCAUGCCCUGGAUCCGCCCAAUUACACCCUUCCUCUUCUCCUCCUCUUCCUCUUCCGCCCUCUCCCAUUGGCGAGAGUACACCCUAACUCAAGCCGCGGCGUUCGUGGGCGGAAAGAACGGAACCAUCAUCGUUUGCGCGGUGAGCCAACCCUAUCUACCCUUUCUUCAAAACUGGCUCAUCAGCAUCGCCAGACAGAAGCAUCAGGAUGAAGUCCUUGUCAUCGCCGAGGAUUAUGCUACAUUAUACACUGUCAAUCAGAAAUGGCCUGGUCACGCCGUGCUUAUCCCUCCCGUUCCUGAUACCCAGAGCGCUCAUAAAUUUGGAUCCCAGGGUUUCUUCAAUUUUACAUCUCGGAGGCCAAGGCAUUUGCUGGAUAUUUUGGAGCUAGGUUACAAUGUGAUGUAUAAUGAUGUGGAUAUGGUUUGGCUGGCUGAUCCUUUUCCUUAUUUGGAAGGUCGUCAUGAUGUUUACUUCACCGAUGACAUGGCCGUUGUGAAGCCUUUUAAUCACCCGCAUAACUUGCCACAACCUGGGAAGAAAGGAAGAACAUAUAUUUGUAGCUGCAUGAUCUUCCUCCGUCCAACAGAUGGGGCAAAAGCUGUGCUGAUGAAAUGGAUCGAAGAACUUCAACUUCAGCCAUGGUCUAAAAAGAGCAGAUCAAAUGACCAACCUGCUUUUAACUGGGCUUUGAACAAAACAGCUGGCCAGGUAGAUAUGUAUUUGCUUCCUCAGGUUGCUUUCCCAUCAGGAGGCCUGUACUUCAAAAAUGGAACCUGGGUCAAGGAAACAAAAGGGAAACAUGUGAUCAUCCACAAUAACUAUAUUACAGGAUUUGAAAAGAAGAUUAGACGUUUCCAUGAUUCUGGGCUCUGGUUUGUUGAAGAAUAUGCUCAUGAGUCGCCACUUGGGAGAAUAUAAGAACAAGAAGAAUCUGAGGCCUUCUGUUGCUGUGAAUUUCUCCUUGCCGUUUGGGAGAAUUUAGGCCUUACAGCUUCAAGAAAAUAUGUGGUCAAGCUCUGUGACCAAGGAAAGAAGCUGCUGUUGGCUACUCUAAGAUUUAUUUGAGACGGCUUUAUUAUUGCUUCUUAAAGCAACUUCCUAAUUUUUAUUCUAAUAAGCUGCUUUAAGAAGCAGAAAAAAACUGUCCAAACGAAGCCGAAAACUAUUUGUAGAUUUCCUGCUCACAGAUUUGUAUGGGUUGCAGAUGUAGCAUAAAAUUCUAUUGUUUUCCAUUGUUUUAUCUCUCUUUUAGGCUCAUUUGUUUUCUUGUAAA
Molecule: messenger RNA, 1604 nt
Organism: Dendrobium catenatum
Lineage: Eukaryota; Viridiplantae; Streptophyta; Magnoliopsida; Asparagales; Orchidaceae
Product: UDP-D-xylose:L-fucose alpha-1,3-D-xylosyltransferase MGP4-like
Exons: 4
Coding region: 149-1249 (366 amino acids)
Cellular component (GO): Golgi apparatus
Molecular function (GO): glycosyltransferase activity
Source: RefSeq, a predicted model, not a curated record